AUGGAGCGCGCAAAAUGGCUGGAUGGGCUGCGCGGCGUCGCUGCCGCCAUCGUCGCCUUCGACCAUCUCGUCGAGGGCGACGUUGUCCAUCCAUUCCACUCGUACUGGGCGUAUCCCCCAGCCAAGAACCACUACUGGCUGCAGCUACCGCCCUUUCGCAUCCUGUUCAGCGUAAACGCCAUGGCUGCGCUGUUCUUCGUCCUAUCCGGCUAUGCCAUUGCGCUCAAUCUGUUGCGCGCGCGCAACAACAGCCAGCGCCGCCACCACCACCAGAGACAGCCCAGCACCACUGAAGAGCAGGGCUUCUUCGCCCGUCUCUCCACCGCCGCUGCCCGCCGUGUGCUGCGCCUGUUUCUGCCCGUGCUCAUCGUCGCCGUCGUGUCGCAGUUCCUGUACUUUGUCAACCUGUACCGCUGGCAGUUCGACGCCGCCGUGACCACCGAGCGAGGCAUUGCGCCGUGGACCGCCCCCUGGCGGCAUAUCUGCUAUCUGUUCAGCUAUCUCGCUGAUGUGAUCAAUCCGCUGUCCUCGCUGGAGAAGAACCUCGACACCCGCGGCCUCAAUGCCCAACUCUGGGCCAUCCCCGCCACCUUGCGCGGCUCCGGUCUGGUCUAUCUGCUGAUCGUGGCCACCGCCGCCUGGCGCCCCCGUCCUCGUCUGGUCGUGCUCGCCGCUCUGUCCGUCUUCUUCCUGGCCAUUGGCAUGUGGGACAUCUUCACCUUCAUCGCCGGCUUGGGCUUGGCCGAGUUCAAGGUUGCCGAAGAAGCCGGAGGGCUUGACGUGGACAAUGAAAAGAGCCCGUCACUCCUCCCAUCCUCAUCUCCCUCGUCCUCGCCGUCCUUGCCGUCCUCACAUCCUACCCCUAAUAUCCCCAGCCAAAAAUACGUCCAACCCUUGCGCAUCAUAAAUCUCUUCUUUUUCGUGGCUGGCUUCUACCUGCUCUGUCUCCCGGACGACCAUUUCAUCCCAGGCGGCUACCGCUUCCUCAUCCCCCUCCAGCCCUCAUCCUGGUCCGCGACUCGCGAGUCCGGGUUCGUUGCGCAGUAUAGUUGGAAAUCUAUUGGCGCCGUACUGACCGUCUUUUCGAUCAGCAACUCGCCUGCCUUGCAACACAUCCUUAGCAGUUCGGGCGUCCUACAGCAUCUCGGCAAGAUUUCCUUUUCGUUGUAUCUGGUACAUCAGUCUGUGUAUCAGCUGCUCCGCGAGCCCAUCAAGCGCCAUAUCUGGAAGACUCUGGCCGACUACCAGUAUCCCGGCGGCCAUCUGGCAGAACGACUACCGUUCGCAUGGGCCGUCACCUGGAUCGGCACAUUUUUGCUGCUUGGCCCCAUUGUUGUAUAUAUUGCCGAUGAGUUUGCCAGAUAUGUCGAGACCAAGUGUGUGACCGCGACCAAGGAACUUGAGAGGUGGUUGUCGAGGAAGUAG
This is a messenger RNA of Talaromyces rugulosus, 1425 nucleotides long. RefSeq lists its product as uncharacterized. The transcript has a single exon. The record is from RefSeq and is a predicted model, not a curated record. Gene Ontology annotation, biological process: polysaccharide biosynthetic process. Gene Ontology annotation, molecular function: acyltransferase activity, transferring groups other than amino-acyl groups. NCBI's taxonomy places the organism in Eukaryota, Fungi, Ascomycota, Eurotiomycetes, Eurotiales, Trichocomaceae. Bases 1 to 1425 code for a protein of 474 amino acids. Gene Ontology annotation, cellular component: membrane.